Cheilinus undulatus (humphead wrasse) is the source of this 4636-nucleotide messenger RNA. It is a transcript of the gene sgpl1, whose product is annotated as sphingosine-1-phosphate lyase 1. Gene Ontology annotation, biological process: carboxylic acid metabolic process; sphingolipid catabolic process. Bases 211 to 1908 code for a protein of 565 amino acids. Gene Ontology annotation, molecular function: pyridoxal phosphate binding; sphinganine-1-phosphate aldolase activity. Gene Ontology annotation, cellular component: endoplasmic reticulum. Lineage: Eukaryota; Metazoa; Chordata; Actinopteri; Labriformes; Labridae. The record is from RefSeq and is a predicted model, not a curated record. The transcript is spliced from 14 exons.
CAUACUGUUAUCAGAUCUACACGUACUGUGACUGCACAAUGCUAUGUUUGCUAGCGGCUACUUCCUGAAUCAGGCUAAGCUCGCUUCUGCGGUCGAAUAUUAAAGUAUGUCCUGUAGAUGAGAGCCAAAUUCUCUGAGCAGGUUGCUGGAGGUGACUUUCUUUGGUAGCCGACAUAAAGGGGAGUUUUGGCGAGAGCUUUCCCCGACAUCAUGGAUUACUGGAGUGCCUUGGAGGUGUAUAAAGAGAUGGUCCAGCUGUAUCUGGAGCAGGGCAGGCAGCAGGUCAACUCCUACUGUGUUGAUUUGGAGCCAUGGCAGAUCAUCGGGGCCACGUUCAUCACCACACUGGGAGCAGUCUGGAUGAAAGGCUUCCUGUUCCAGCAAGAAAGUCUGACGUCCCGGAUCAAGAAGCAGUGCUUUCGACUCAUCAGGAAAAUACCCUUUGUUGGUGGAGCAAUUCAGAGCCAGCUCAAUAAGGCUUUGGAUGACAUGUCUGCCAGUCUGUGCACGCUAAAGAAUGGGAUGAGUUAUACCAAACAGCUGCCCUCUAAAGGACUCUCUCAGGACCAAGUCCUGGACAAAAUCAGAGAGUAUGAAACUCUGAAUGAGGUUCCGUGGGAGAAAGGAUGCGUUUCUGGUGCGGUGUACUGGGGCGAUGAAUCCUUGACUAGUCUCCUUGUAAAGGUGUAUGGAGAUUUCGCAUGGAGCAACCCACUGCAUCCAGAUAUUUUCCCUGGUGUAAGAAAGAUGGAGGCAGAGGUUGUUAGAAUGGCUUGCACACUUUUCCAUGGUGGACCUAAUUCCUGUGGCACUGUUACUUCAGGGGGGACGGAGAGCAUACUGAUGGCAUGCAAGGCCUACAGAGAUAUGGCAUUGGAACGUGGCGUCAAAUAUCCUGAAAUUCUUGCACCUGUGAGCGUCCAUGCAGCUUUUGACAAAGCAGCACAUUACUUUGGGAUGAAGCUUGUCCACAUUCCCCUUGACCAAAAAACUAUGAAAGUAGAUGUAAAGGCCAUGAGGAGAGCCAUCAGCAAAAACACCGCCAUGCUAGUGUGCUCAGCGCCACAGUUUCCACACGGGAUUAUGGAUCCCAUUGAGGAUGUAGCCAAGCUGGCUGUGCGCUACAACCUCCCACUGCAUGUGGACGCCUGUCUAGGUGGUUUUCUCAUCGUCUUUAUGGACAAGGCUGGUUACUCACUGGCCCCAUUUGACUUCAGGAUAAAAGGUGUUACCAGCAUAUCUGCAGACACCCACAAGUAUGGCUACGCCCCCAAGGGUUCCUCAGUUAUCCUCUACAGUGAUAAAAAGUACCGUCACUACCAGUACUUUGUAGCUCCAGACUGGCAGGGGGGAAUCUACGCUUCCCCGUCUGUUGCAGGAUCCAGGCCUGGAGGUAUCAUUGCUGCCUGCUGGGCGACCAUGAUGCACAUGGGAGAGAACGGAUACAUCGAUGCCACCAAGAAGAUUGUUAGCACAGCACGCAAAAUCAAAACAGAAAUGCGCAAGAUUGAGGGUUUGUUUGUGUUUGGGGAUCCAGAGGUUUCAGUGGUGGCGAUAGGCUCAGACAUUUUUGACAUCUUCAGGCUGUCUAAUGCACUGACAUCGAAGGGCUGGAAUCUAAACACGCUGCAGUACCCAUCAAGCAUCCACAUCUGUUGCACGGUUCUUCACACAAAGCCUGGUGUCGCUGAGCAGUUCAUCCAUGAUGUCAAAGAGCAGGUCGCCAUCAUCAUGAAGAACCCCAAAGAGAAAACCACAGGGAUGGGAGCGAUCUAUGGUAUGGCCCAGUCUAUUCCAGACCGAUCAAUGGUGACUGAAAUCUCCCGAGGUUUCUUGGACUGUCUUUACAGCACUGAGAUGCCCAAGUCAAACACCAGCCACAUGAACGGCAACGGCAAAGCCCACUGAAGCAGCCCCCGCCCACUCCUACUGAAUGCAGGGACAUGCUCAACUCUUUCCAGGGCUCUGAGCUCGACAGUUGCCUUAUCAUGCAUACAGAUUAUAUUUGAAAGAUCCUUAAAGCACAAGCCAUCAGCCUGGCUGUAGCGCAGAUGGAAAUCACUUUUAAACUGUGCAUCAGGGGGCACAGAUAAGAGGUGACUCUUUUUAACAAGUUUAGUCUUUUGAUUUUAUCAGUGGAUUGAAAUGUUUUUGUUUUUAAGUUCAUUUCAACGUUUGCUUUUAUUACAUGCAUAUGUCUUUCCUAAUCUCCUGUGAUUGAAGAGGAAAUCUCCUUUAUCUGCCUUAACAUUUCAGUUCGCCUUCAUCACUGGUUCACUGUUUGUGAUGAAAAAGCAAAAAUACACUGCCUAUUGCACAAGAAAGCCUGUUUAAAGUGCAGUGCUCCCCUCUAGUGUUGAGUCUGAUGUACUGCAUGCUCCACACAGAGAAGACUGUUGCAGCCGCAAGUCAUGAUUGUCAUUUUAUAGUUUCCUGGGAAACAGUAAGGUAAAAGCACGACAAUGUCAAGAAAUGAACACAAUAAUCUGUAAAUCACUUGAAACUGCAUUUUUCAUGUAAUGGUUUUUUGUCUUUAAGCAUGGUCCUACAUGUUUGUGUUUUUAGCACUUAGUAUGAUAUUGUUAACUUUGUUUUAAGACUACUAUCAUAACCCAUCCCCAGUUAGGUUUGUAGGUGGGGUUAAUGGGUUAGAUACUGGGAGCUUUAAAUUGUCUUUCAGUUUAACCUGGAUGUGAAUAUUUUGAAAGCAACUUUGAAGCUUAUCAGCUAAGUUUUUAAAAAAUAAUCCAAAACAACUCCACACACACGCUGGCUUUUUAAAGAAAAUCAUUUAAAGUAGAUUUCUUACCAGCCGGAGCUGAAGACUGUUCCCAACCGUUUUGCUGAAUGUUGUCAAGAAAAAAUCAUCUAUCUUCUCUCUUGUUCGCGAAUUGCAAAAACUUGAGUAAUUUGUCUGCUAAUUCAAUCUACCUCAGUUUCUACUCAAUGGAAAUGUCCUUUAUUGAUUCAUUGAUUCUAACAUUGCUACAGCUUUGACAUGUCUACACUAAUAAAUAUGUUAGUACAUUGGACAGACUGUAGUUAAGUGUUCUUAGACUUACCUAAACCUGUAAUGUACUGAAGGAUUGAUUCUCAGACUGACAGUCUUGGAGAAACCCACUCAUUGCACUGUCAGAGUAUUGAAAUAUGCAUUUAGCACACAUUUACUAUCAUGCUAACACCAGGAGGACCUUGUGUUGUGAUCCUUUUUAUAUUUUUAUAAUACUAGCUCUCGUAUCUCCAUGAAGUGAUUUCCACAUUUGUGCAAUAUUAACUUCUGAAGUGAGACAAAGGGAGAGGCUCUGCUCUGGUUCAGAUACGCCAUUAGAUGCAUCACAGCAAUCUGCCUUGUUUGGGAAUUUUAACCACUUUUGUGACCACUGGGAGUUUAAUUACUAAAUAUGUUAGCCUGCUGUGUGAGAACGUGCAUUUCUUGUACUGACAUUAGUGCGUUUAGGCUCCUGCAUGCACUGAAAUGUUCCCUCAUUUAGUGCCUAGUAACAGACGCACUAGCAGCCCCAUGUUUGGUUUUUAACAUCUGCAUGUACCCAUGGGUCGGUCUGCUAAUACUGCACCCCGUGCUGGGGUUGCAUGCCAUCUAAAAAGGUUAGCACUGGUGAAGUGACGAAAAAGUUACUACACCUGUAUGGGAAAGAUCAUAUCAUAUUUUAGUUAGAACUGACCCACAGAUCUGAGAUUUGCAGAUUUCCUCAAGUAUAGAAAUGUAAAUUUCACCUUAAAAUAUCCUUUGUAAGGCAUAAUGGCAAAUGUAAAAAAAGAGCAAAAAUAAUGAGAUAGAAAGUAAGGAAUGAGGGAGAGAAAAUAAUGUUUUCAUUUAAUAUUUUUAAUUUGCAUCUCAAAAUUCUGACUUAAACUUAGCAUUUUGACUUUUAAUCUCAUAUUUUGAUCUUUAAAGUCAUAAUUUUUACUUUCUAUCUCAUAUACUUGCCUUUUGAAAAGAAAUUGACUUUGAUGUUGUGUUGUGACCUUUUCAACUAAUAUUUUGACUUUUGAGCUCAGAUUUUGAGCCUUUAAACUUAUCUUUUUUUUUUAUUAUCUCAAAAUCAUCAAUUUUUCUCCUCCUUAAUUUAUUACCUGUGAAAAUAAGGUUGACAGUUCAUGGUUAAAUGUUGACCGCGUUGGGCCCUCAGGUUAGACCUAAAUUCAGAUUUUGGCCCCUGCUGUGACUGAUUUUGACACCCCUGCCUGAAAGCUUCACUGAAAAUGAUGACAUACUGCGUUGAGUUCUUAAAACACCUGCAAACAUCCUGUCUUGUCCUGGUUCUGUUGCUAUAGUGAUUGUUCACCUCUCUGCCUUAUGAGGUUUGAACUCGUGUCAUAAUACCAUCCUCAGGGAUUUGAAAAAACAGGAUCAGCUGAUCUUUCACACACACCUUUAAGUACAAUGUCUAAAAUACUGUCUUAUAAUAAUGAAUUUUAUCCUGAACACAACCUGUCUUUAAAGUAGAUGAUUGAAUUAUAUGUUAAUGUCUUUUGUGCCCCUGGCUUUAUCAUGUGGGGAUUCUUAAUGAACUUUUUCACUAUUUUAUCUGUUCUGUUCCUGUAAGCCCAUCUGCAUUUAGCAGUUUUCUGUUGAUGCAUCAUUCCUUCAAGCAAGCAGACGUUCAGCAGACUG